AUGCUGGGAGACAGAUGGUGGCUCACCAAACAGGGGCCAGAGGUUGCUCAGCUCUGGGACAGAGAGAAAACACUGGCACUGGCAGGGGACAGCUCAGGUCUAAAGGAAUCGGCAGCAAGGGGCGAGGAUGCUGCUGGGCCCCAUGGCUGAGAUGGCCCCGGAGGACACGGGGCUUGGGGACAGGGCUGCUCCCCAAGAUGCCUCGGGCCUCCAGGACAGCUUGUUCUCCUCCGAAAGUGACAACAGCCUGUACUUCACCUACAGUGGCCAGUCCAACACCUUGGAAGUCCAAGGCCUCAGCUACCAGGUGGACGCGGCCUCCCAGGUGCCUUGGUUUGAGCGGCUGGCUCAGUUCAAGAUGCCUUGGACAUCUCACAAGGACUCGUGUGAGCUGGGCAUCCAGAACCUGAGCUUCAAAGUGAGGAGUGGGCAGAUGCUGGCCAUCAUAGGGAGCUCAGGCCAAGGGAGAGCCUCUUUGCUGGACGUGAUCACCGGGCGAGGCCAUGGCGGCAAAGUGAAGUCAGGCCACAUCUGGAUCAACGGGCAGCCCAGCACGCCGCAGCUGGUGAGGAAGUGUGUGGCCCACGUGCGCCAGCACGACCAGCUGCUCCCCAACCUGACCGUCCGAGAGACCUUGGCUUUUGUGGCCCAGCUGCGCCUGCCCAGAGCCUUCUCCCAGGCCCAGCGCAACAAAAGGGUGGACGACGUGAUCGCGGAGCUGCGGCUGCGGCAGUGUGCCAACACCCGCGUGGGGAACACCUAUGUGCGGGGGGUGUCGGGGGGCGAGCGGCGGAGAGUCAGCAUUGGGGUGCAGCUUCUAUGGAACCCAGGAAUCCUCAUUCUGGAUGAACCCACCUCUGGGCUCGACAGCUUCACGGCCCACAACCUAGUGAAAACCCUGUCCAGGCUGGCCAAAGGCAACCGGCUGGUGCUCAUCUCCCUCCACCAGCCUCGGUCGGACAUCUUCAGGCUGUUUGACCUGGUCCUUCUGAUGUCAUCUGGCAUCACCAUCUACUUGGGGGCAGCCCAGCACAUGGUCCAGUACUUCACGGCAGUCGGCUACCCCUGUCCUCGCUACAGCAACCCUGCUGACUUCUACGUGGACCUGACCAGCAUAGACAGGCAGAGCAGAGAGCAGGAAGUGGCCACCACGGAGAAGGCACAGUCACUUGCAGCCCUGUUUCGGGAAAAAGUACGUGACUUCCACGACUUCGUGUGGAGAGCAGAGGCUGGGGAGCCCGGCGUGGGCACCUGUUCGAGGAGCCUGGUCCUCCCCCGGGACGCCGAGCACCUCCAGACUCCCGCCGAGCUGCCUGGCCCCGUGCAGCAGUUCACCACGCUAACCCGUCGUCAGAUUUCCAACGACUUCCGAGACCUCCCGACCCUGCUCAUCCACGGGGCGGAGGCCUGCCUCAUGUCUCUGAUCAUUGGGUUCCUCUACUAUGGCCACGGGGCUGUCAAGCUCUCCUUCAUGGACACGUCUGCCCUUUUGUUCAUGAUCGGAGCCCUCAUCCCCUUCAACGUGAUCCUGGACGUCAUCGCCAAAUGCCACUCGGAGAGGGCGAUGCUUUACUACGAACUGGAAGACGGGCUGUACACCGCCGGGCCGUACUUCUUUGCCAAGAUCCUCGGGGAGCUUCCGGAGCACUGUGCCUACAUCUUCAUCUACGGGAUGCCCACCUACUGGAUGGCCAACCUGCGCCCGGGCCCCGAGCCCUUCCUGCUGCACUUCCUGCUGGUGUGGCUGGUGGUCUUCUGCUGCAGGAUCAUGGCCCUGUGUGCCGCCGCCCUGCUCCCCACCUUCCACAUGUCCUCUUUCUUCGGCAACGCUCUCUACAACUCCUUCUACCUGACAGGGGGCUUCAUGAUCAGCUUGAACAACCUGUGGACAGUGCCUGCCUGGGUUUCCCACGUGUCCUUCCUCCGGUGGUGUUUCGAAGGGCUGAUGCAGAUUCAGUUUAAAGGGCAAACUUACCACCUGGUAGUCGGCAGCCACACCAUCCCUGUCCCAGGAGACGAAAUCCUCAGCGCUAUGCACCUGGACUCCUACCCGCUCUACGCCAUCUACCUCAUCCUCAUCGGCAUCACUGGUGGCUUCGUGGCCCUGUACUUUGUGUCCUUAAAGUUCAUCAAACAGAAACCAAGUCAAGACUGGUGAUGCACGCCCAGCCUCCUGCCCGCUGGUGGGGGACUCGAGAAGACCCUUCCAUUGCAUCCCCCUCCCCCCAAGGAGCUCCUUCCCAGGCCUAAGGAGGAGAGUGAGAAGUCAGCUGCUCAGCUACAUCCGGCCUACAGUGCUGCAGUGGCACAAAUUGGCCACAGGAUGGCAGUAGAAUAAAGACAGUCAAAAGG
Messenger RNA from Phyllostomus discolor (pale spear-nosed bat), 2352 nucleotides. It is a transcript of the gene ABCG8, whose product is annotated as ATP binding cassette subfamily G member 8. Gene Ontology annotation, molecular function: ABC-type transporter activity; ATP binding; ATP hydrolysis activity. Bases 128 to 2158 code for a protein of 676 amino acids. NCBI's taxonomy places the organism in Eukaryota, Metazoa, Chordata, Mammalia, Chiroptera, Phyllostomidae. Gene Ontology annotation, biological process: cholesterol homeostasis. The transcript has 13 exons. Gene Ontology annotation, cellular component: plasma membrane. The record is from RefSeq and is a predicted model, not a curated record.